This is a messenger RNA of Caretta caretta (loggerhead turtle), 1525 nucleotides long. The record is from RefSeq and is a predicted model, not a curated record. Lineage: Eukaryota; Metazoa; Chordata; Testudines; Cheloniidae.
CUCGGCGCGCGCAGAAUGGCGGCGGCCCGGGCGCUCGGAGUGCGAGCGGCCUGGCGGGGCCGGGCCCUGCUGGCGCCCACGCGGGUCUCGGGGCCGACGCGGGGCCUGGCGGCCGCUCCCUGCCCGGACCGCGGGGAGCCGCCGCCGCCGCCUCCCGGAGGCCGGGCCCGCUGGGCGCUGGCGGGGGCCGGGGCCGGGGCCGGGGCGCUGCUGCUGCUGCUGCUCCGGGCCCGAGGCCGGGACCCGCCCGCGCUGCUGCCCCCGGUGCGCGCCGCGGUGCCCGCCCCGCCCGCGCCGCCCCCCGGCUCCGCCCGCGCCGCCUUCAACUUCAUCGCCGACGUGGUGCAGAAAACCGCCCCCGCGCUGGUCUACAUCGAGAUCCUGGGCAGGCAUCCCUUCUCGGGCCGGGAAGUGCCCAUCUCUAACGGCUCUGGCUUUGUGGUGUCCCCGGAUGGCCUCAUCGUGACCAACGCCCACGUGGUGGCGAAUCGGCGGCGGGUGCGGGUGAAGCUGGCUAGCGGGGAGCUCUACGAUGCUGUGGUCCGGGAGGUUGACCAGGUGGCAGAUAUUGCCACUAUCAAAAUCAACCCCAAGCAGCCUCUGCCCACGCUGCCCCUGGGCCGCUCCUCAGAGGUGCGCCAAGGUGAGUUUGUUGUGGCUAUGGGCAGCCCUUUUGCUCUACAGAACACCAUCACCUCUGGCAUCGUCAGCUCUGCCCAGCGGGGCAGCCAGGAGCUGGGCCUGGCCGAUUCCAACAUGGAGUACAUCCAGACCGACGCCGCCAUAGAUUUCGGGAACUCAGGGGGCCCCCUUGUCAACCUGGACGGCGAAGUGAUUGGGGUGAACACAAUGAAGGUGACUUCAGGUAUCUCCUUCGCCAUCCCCUCGGACCGGCUGCGGGAAUUCUUGCAGAAAGGGGAACAGCGCAAAAGCUCCUGGUUUGGCAGCACGGAGAUGAAGCGCCGCUACAUUGGGGUGAUGAUGCUAACACUGACCCCCAGUAUCCUGGCCGAGCUGAAGCUGCGAGACUCCAGCUUCCCUGAUGUCUCUUAUGGGGUCCUGAUCCACAAGGUGAUCAUUGGCUCCCCAGCCCAUCAGGCGGGCCUGAAGGCGGGUGAUGUUGUGCAGGAGAUCAAUGGGCAGGCGGUGCGGCGUGCAGAGGACAUCUACGAGGCUGUGCGGAUGCAGAACAGCCUGACCCUGCUGGUGCGGCGAGGCCAUGACGUGCUGCUGGUGAACGUCAGCCCUGAGGUCACGGAGUAGAGAGCUGCCCAGCUGGCAGGGGGCGCAAUGGACUUGGCCUGGGCACUGGGCCUUAGCUUGAAGCACACAAACCGAGUGAGAGGCUUGAGGUGACAGGCAGGAGGUCCUGUGCUUCCAGACAGGGCAGCACAGAGGAGACUCAGGGCCUUCGCAAGAGCCUGAAAUGCCCCAGCCAGCGGGGCUGGUCCUGGAACUGGCUUAUGGCAGGGCGGCUGCUGUCUGCUUCCCUCAUCCACAUUAAACCUCUCUUGGGGAACACUCA